AUGAAAAUUGUCAGUGUUUUAAUCUUUGUAAUCUUCAAUGCGAUAUUAUGGAGUUUAAUUAAUUCUGUUAAGAAUAAUAAAGGUCAAAAAGAGUUAAAUAAAGUUGGGGAAGGGUCAAAGAAUAUAGAAAAUAGAAACAAAAAUGAUGGGGCUGAAUCUUUAGUCGGUCCUCAAAUUCAAAAUCCUAAUGAAACGUCUAAAAAUGCAGAAGAAGACACAGCUGGAAAUGAUAAAAGAAAGUUAUAUAAAAGAGAAUAUAUGAAAGUUUACCGACAAAAUAAUAAGGAAAAGCUUAGAACGUAUGAUCAAAAUUAUAAGAACAAGAAUAGAGAAAGGAUCCGAGAAAAUGCGAGAAAUUGUUAUAAUAAAAAUAAAGAAAAUGCUAGCUUUGUUGAGAAGAAAAAAGUAUAUAGUAGAAACUAUAAUAAAAAUUACUAUCAAAAUAAUAAAGAAAAGUUUCAGCAAAAUAACCGAAAAUACCGACAAAAAAUGAAAAACGAAAAUGAAAUUGAGGAAAGUUCAAAAUUAGGAAAACAAGAUUCUGCUAAUAAUGAAGGAGCUUCAUUUGUUAAUCCACAGAUUUAUGAUUUUAGGGAUAAAGGAAAAGAACCUAUUGUUUUCGAGGAGAGCUUAGAUACUGAAGAAGGAGAUCAUUUUAAUCAUGAAGAGGAAGAAUAUGAAGAAAACGAAGCAGAAGAUAAUUUUGAUUAUUUAAAUCAAAUUGAGAUAGAGGAGCCAAAUGAAGUUCGUGAAAAUAAGAUGGAUCAAAUAAAUUUGAAUAAAAAUAAUUAUUGUUUUGAUCUGAACGAGAAACCUGAAGAUGAACAAGAGGAUGAUUGA
Messenger RNA from Meloidogyne enterolobii, 840 nucleotides. Lineage: Eukaryota; Metazoa; Nematoda; Chromadorea; Rhabditida; Meloidogynidae. The record is from the annotation of a GenBank genome assembly.